This is a messenger RNA of Lasiosphaeria miniovina, 1989 nucleotides long. RefSeq lists its product as uncharacterized. The coding region runs from base 1 to 1989 and encodes 662 amino acids. The transcript is spliced from 5 exons. NCBI's taxonomy places the organism in Eukaryota, Fungi, Ascomycota, Sordariomycetes, Sordariales, Lasiosphaeriaceae. The record is from RefSeq and is a predicted model, not a curated record.
AUGGCCGAUGACGACUGGGAUCUGGACACGGACGAAAUACGGUCGCUCGAUUCGGAGGAGCUGCACGAGCGGCGGCCCAACCGCUGGACCGGCGCCCCGUCGACCUGGGCAUCGUGGACACGCCAGGACCGCAAGACGCACGCGGCCCUCGAGACCGCCACCGCCCAGGACCUCGCCGUCCACCUGUACAAUGCUGCUGCGCUGAAGCGGGGCCGUCGGGGGCAGCAGGACGAAGACGAGGACAGACGGCGCGGCAAGUGGGUGGGCGAGCGCUGGACGGCGUGGCCGCUGCCCGCGGACGAGGUGCCCAGCGACGAGCUGCUACCGCGGACGCUGGACAAGCACCAGCGCGCGACGUUCCGCUGCCCGUCGCCGGGGUUUCCGGGUAGCCACCUCGAGGAGGAGGUGUCGGCCACCAUGCUGCGCUUCGCCAAGGAGAGGUUCCUGCGGCGGGGGUUGCGCAGCCAGGAGGCGCCGGCGGUGGGGUCUGUUGAGACGAGCGAUGAGGGGGAGGCGAAGGACGAGGAUGAGGGGGAGGCAAAGGACGAGGAUGAGGGGGAGGCGAAGGACGAGGAUGAGGACGAGGACGAGGAGGCAGAGGAUGAGGAGGGCGAGGAUGAGGACCAAGAGGAGGUUGAAAGCAGACCGCCCUCAAGGGCUCCAGCCUACACGGUCGUGCCGUCGGCCGACGACGCGCAGUCCUACGCGCUGCUGCGACCAGCAUCCCGACGCAUACUCGCCAAGCUCGACGAGACGCUGACAAUCCUCCACAACGCGCGCGCGUCCAGGCCGCGCUCGGGCGACGAAGACGGCACCGAGACCGACGCAAGCCCAAUCAAGCGGGGGAAGCGCAGCACACGCCACGCAACCCCCAAGCGCAAGACCGGCCCAGCCCCGAUACAGCAGCCGCCGAAAGGGAGGGUGGGACGGCCCAGGAAGGCCGUCAUCCCGCUCGAGGGCGAGACGGAGCAGGACAUGCUGGUCAGGGUCGCCCGGGAGCGGAAGCAACGGCUGCCCGACUUUUACCAUGAAAAGAAGGAGGCGGAGCGCGAGGCUGCGCUGCGGGCCAGCACCGAGCAGUCUCGCUCGGCGUCGCCGGACUCCCGGGCCAGCUCGCGGUCGGGCGUGGCGAGCAGGGGGUCGGCGUCUCGGGCGUCGAGCGUCUUGUCAGACCAGAGCAUUGUGGAGGGCCGCGUGCGGAAGUGCCUGCCGCGCGACUGGCACCACGUCAUGGGCGCGGCAGCAAUGGCAGGCUUCUCGCCCGCUGUAAUCACGCGCGCGACGCAGCGGUGCGCGACACUGUUCGGACAGGGCAUGACGAUGCACACGCUGUUGGAGCAGCCCGCAGGCGCUCACGGCAUGCUGUCGGCGACGUAUUCGCCCGGGCCCAUUGACAUUCCGCCGUCCGAUGACAGCGAAGAGGAGCUGGAGCAGAGCCGCAUCGAUCAGCCCCGCGCCGUAAGCCGCCAGAGCAUGCGGCCGUCCUUGCCAGAAGCAGAAGCAGCAGCCAGGCCGUCCACGCCCGGCCCCGCAGGGAGUCUCUUAUGUCCCUGGGCCGGCUGUCCGGGCGCCGUCCAGGGCUACUCGCGGCUGAGCAACUUGAAUAGGCACGUCCGGGAGAUUCACGGCGGGAAAGCCCCGGCAGACGUCGAGGUCAGCGAAGCCGCAGCAGACGUCGAGGUCAGCGACCAGUCGGCCAGGACUCACGAGAGUGCAAAUAUGUACCUUUGUCCGUGGCCCGACUGUCCGCGCGGCGUCAAGGGCUUCUCGCGGAAGGACAACCUGAGCAGGCACCUGCAGGAGAAGCACGGGGGGGGCCCCGUGGCCGACGCCGAUGUCGAUAGCGAGGACGAGGUGGACGGUGCUGUGCACGUCGACGGCUUUCUGCACCAGAUCAAGACCAGGUCGGGGUGGCGGGGGAAGACGUUCCGGGCGUCGCCGCGGCGGCGGAGCGAGGACGGGCUGUCUAUGAAGGACGAGUCGGGAUGA